UUGUAUAAUAUUUUUUUCAAAAGGCUAUUUUCUUUUAUAAUAUAAUCUUUUUCUAUUGAUUAUUAUUAUCAACCAUUCACUUGUUUACAAUAAGUCCCCUAGAGCAGGUUCGUGCACGUCUACCUGCUUUUGUUUUAAGAAAAUAUAUUUGUACCUGCGCAUUUACAUUGCAUCCUUUUUACCUGCACCCUUUUCCAUAAAUUCUGCAGCAUUUCAACCGACUAAACAUUCACUUCGAAAUCUUAGAGACGAAAGCACACAAAAAUCAAAAUGUCCAGCAAUAAAAGUUUUGACAAGAGCGGCAAACCCACACUGGGGUACACACUAUUUCUGCACUUGAGUGAGUUGAAAUAUCGUAAGAAAGGCAUAUCUGUAGUUCCCUGCUUGCCAUUGAUAAAAUCGAAACUUUUAGUCACUGACACACUAAUCGCACGCACCAAAGAGCAAGAAAAUUUUACAGACUUAGAAGCUCUCCAAAAGGAACAAAUAUUCCGCCAACGCUUAAGACUCUCCAUGCUGCGUAUAUUGCGCCAAUGUCGAUCAGGUCUGUCACAUCAGAAGGAUGUCAUGGUAAAAACCACAACGGAAAAAGCGAUAAAGAGAAGCCGAGAUGAUGAAAAGGAGGAUGUCAAGCAACAGGAGCCAGAAGUAAAAACCACAGCGGCAAAGAGGCUCAGAGAGGAUGUAAAGGCGGAACUUGAUGUUAAGCUAGAGAAACCAGAAGAUACACCAAUUAAUCAGAGGAAACGGACUCAGAGAGCUUUGUUUUUUAAUUAGAAUUUAAUUUAUUUAAAUUUUUCUUAUUGCUAAUACCAUAUUAUAUGUAAAAUAUUGUAAAUAAUA
Molecule: messenger RNA, 843 nt
Organism: Bactrocera dorsalis (oriental fruit fly)
Lineage: Eukaryota; Metazoa; Arthropoda; Insecta; Diptera; Tephritidae
Exons: 1
Coding region: 271-777 (168 amino acids)
Source: RefSeq, a predicted model, not a curated record